Molecule: messenger RNA, 2100 nt
Organism: Phlebotomus argentipes
Lineage: Eukaryota; Metazoa; Arthropoda; Insecta; Diptera; Psychodidae
Product: lipoma-preferred partner homolog
Exons: 5
Coding region: 246-1766 (506 amino acids)
Biological process (GO): cell-cell adhesion
Cellular component (GO): stress fiber; focal adhesion
Source: RefSeq, a predicted model, not a curated record
GAAGAAGAAGAAGCAGUUGAGGAAUUUUUAGUGUGUUUAUCGUUGCACUUUUUGCACGCAUAUUUCGUGAGGUAUUUCGCUGAAUUCGCACAAUUUGGCGUGUGACACGGUUUCUGGGGAAGUAUGAGAUCAUCCUAAGGUUGUGGUGAGACAUCGCGCAGGUGUGUAAGCGCGUCGAGAGUGCGGUGAAAAAGUGUGUGCGUGUCGCGGAUUUACAAGGAAGCGCAGGAAGAAGAGCCAGGAAGAUGAACGGAUUGAACGAGAAGCUGCAGCAGCUGAAGCUCAGGGAGCCGGAGAAGAGUCCCAAGAGAGUCGGCCCACCCAUUCCGCCCAAGCCGAAGCAUCCCAAUCCCAAUUCCAUCACGGGCGAGAGCGUGGCUGUGCGCCACGGAAUCCAGCCGAUCUAUGAUAAUGUGGGCCAGAUGAACACCCUGGACAACUCCAUCGUGCUGGACCAGCAGCUGGCGGCGCUGGAGUAUCACAAGCAGGCACUGGAGGCGCAGAAGCAGCGGAUCACGCCCAGCCCGAAGCCCGAGAACGCCACGCGCAAUGCCGACGGGCUCGUGUACAGCAACAUCGUGCACGCACGCGGACGCGAGGAGAAGAACCUGUACUCCAACAUUCCCUACAAUCGCUCCACGUCGGACGACUUCCCGCCGCCGCCGCCGUUGGAGCUCAAUCCCGAGGCCGGGCUCGAGUACUCGCGUCAUGUGUCGUCGGAGGACGAGCUGCCGCCGCCACCCAGCCCCGUCAGCUCCUCGUACAGCGAACUGCGACGCGCCAUCGACAGUGGCUACCCGACGAUGUCCACGUACGCCGGCGUGCAUCCGGCCGCGGAGCAGAGCCACGGCAACUUCGCGGGCAUCUAUCAGAACGAGUACGGCGCCUAUGCGCCCAUCUCGCAGGAUCACAGCUUGAAUAGCGAUUACUAUGGAUAUGGAACGUCAUCUCAGAACUCGUCGACUUACGAGUCCAUCUACGAGCCCAUCAACCCGCGGCCGGCCAGCGAGAUGUCGUCGCGCUCCAACUAUUCGCUCUACACGCCAUACGGCGGGCGCGAGGCGACGGGCGGCUACAAGGGUGCACCCAAGGAGGCGGAGGUGGACGUGCUGACGGAGAUGCUGGUGCAAUCGCUGGACGGGCACGCGGACGCGGACAGCUACGGUAUGUGCGUGAAGUGCGGCGAGCGCGUGAUCGGCGAGAACUCUGGCUGCACGGCCAUGAACCAGAUCUACCACAUCGAGUGCUUCACGUGCUGCCAAUGCCAGAUCAACCUGCAGGGCAAGCCCUUCUACGCGCUGGAGGACAAGCCGUAUUGCGAGGAUGACUAUCUCAACACGCUGGAGAAGUGCUCCGUGUGCAUGAAGCCCAUCCUCGAGCGCAUCCUGCGCGCCACCGGCAAGCCCUAUCACCCAGGCUGCUUCUGCUGCAUCGUGUGCGGCAAGAGCCUGGACGGCAUCCCCUUCACCGUCGACGCCACCAACCAGAUCCACUGCAUCGAGGAUUUCCACAAGAAAUUCGCGCCGCGCUGCUGCGUGUGCCGGAUGCCGAUCAUGCCGGAGCCCGGGAAGGAGGAGACGGUGCGCGUGGUGGCGCUGGACCGCAGCUUCCAUCCGUCGUGCUACAAGUGCGAGGAUUGCGCGCUGCUGCUGUCGUCGGAGGCGGAGGGGCGCGGCUGCUAUCCGCUGGACGAUCACGUGCUGUGCAAGAGCUGCAACGCCAAGCGCGUGCAGGCGCUCACGAGUCACAUGUCCACUGAGCUUUAGACGAGCGCCAUUGCCAUACAUUCUGUGUAGUCUUAAGCAUAUAUUUCACAUGAUAUUCCAAGAUUGUGGUUAGGAAACGUUUAUUCUUGUCUGUUUUAUUUUAUUUUGCAAAGUUGUUUUGUUAGAAAAAUGAAUGAAAGAAAAAAGAAUCAUGUUGGAGGCCAAGAGAAUAGUGACGAAAUUCUGCAUUCUAUAAUAUGGAUAAAAUAUUGAGGCGCUUAUUGAAUUUUUUCCAUCGUGUGCAACUUUGUAAUGCGAAUUUUUAUGAAAUGCAAUUUUUGUACACGCGUGUUUUGUACUUAAUAAAAUUAUCCAAUACAGCUCACUGGCUGGA